Plasmodium gallinaceum is the source of this 1695-nucleotide messenger RNA. RefSeq names its product conserved Plasmodium protein, unknown function. Lineage: Eukaryota; Apicomplexa; Aconoidasida; Haemosporida; Plasmodiidae. The transcript has a single exon. The coding region runs from base 1 to 1695 and encodes 564 amino acids. The record is from RefSeq and is a predicted model, not a curated record.
AUGAGUUUUAGUCAAAGUGUUUAUCUAAAUAAAAAGAAAUAUAUAAGAGGAAAAAUAUUUCUACAAAAAAAUAAGUAUCAUCACAAUCGCAAUAGAUAUUUAAAUUCAAAUAAAUUUAUUUCAACAAAUUUUAGGAAUAUCAAUAGCAAUAUAAUAUUAAGUGAAAAACAAAAUAGCAUAAAAAAUCAUUUUAUAAAUAAAAGAAGUAAUAAAUUGGGAGUUAAAAAUAUGAAUCUUUAUGAUGAAAUAUCUGAAGAUUUUUCUCAAUCAACAAUAGAUAGCUAUAAAGCAGCAGGUUUUUUCUUAAUUAAAACAAAUAUAGAUUUAUAUAACUUGAAUAAAAAAACCAAUAUAAAUAAUAUAAAUGUACAAAUAUUAUUGGGUUAUGAUCCUAUAAAAAAAAAGAAAAAUCAAAAUGAUGACACUUUAUAUAAAGAAAAAAAUAAAGUAAAAGCUGAAUUGAAUAUAUUAGGAGGUAAAAAAGAUUCCACUGAAUUUCAUCCUUCCCUUACAGCUUAUAGAGAAUUUAGUGAAGAAAAUUUAUAUAUUUAUAACAUGUUCUUAUCAUAUUUUAGUUUUAUACAUUACGUAAUGAAGAAUAUAACGGACACUGAUGAAUUAAAAAAUGCAGAAAAAUAUGAAGAUUUUCUAAAAAUUAAUUAUUUGAGAGAUAUAAAUAACUUACCUCAAAAAGAAAAAGAAAGAAUUAUAAAUUUACAUAGUAAAAACCUUAUACUAUUUUUUAGAGAAAAAUGUUUAAAUAUAAAAGAAAAUUACGAUAUUAUAUAUAAAAGUUCAUAUCCCCCUUCUUAUAAUAACAAAAAAAAUGAAACAUUAGAAAUAAUUCAUGAACAAAUUAAUAUGUAUAAAAAAGUACAAAAUACUAAUAAAGGAAAUUUUAAAUUAUAUUAUAAGAAAGGGAAAUAUAGUUUACAUUUUUAUAAUGUCAUUCAAUAUAAUUGUUCUAAUAUAUUACAUUAUUUAAAUAAUUUUUUCUGGGAUAAUUACACUAAUUUUUUUUCAAUUAUUGUAAAAGAAAAUUAUGAUUAUUUAAAGAAAUGUCGUAUUGAUUCAGGUGAAUAUGAAUCUUCUUCAUUUAAAUCAAGAGAUUUAAUGGAAAUUACUUAUGAGAAAAUUUAUGAAGAUUUAAUGUGUGUUAAGGAUUUUUGUGAGUCCAAAUGUAAAAAUAAAGAUGAAAAUUUUUUUCAAUUUUCUUCAGAAAAAAAAAAAAUAAAAAUUGAUUCAGGUUAUAUGAAUAAUUUGAAAUGGUUAGAUAUUUCACUCAUUCUACAUUUUAUUGUAAAAGAAUUUUAUUAUUUAUCUAUUAUAUCUUCUACAUUGUGGGAUUUAUAUACUAAAAUAAUAUAUUGUUAUCAUAAAGGAACAAAUAAUUCUCACUCCAUAUUAAUAAAUAAUAAUAAUAUACAUCUUUCUGCAGAAAUAAUAUCUAAAGUUUAUAAUUUAUAUAAAAAUUUUGAUGGAGAAUUAAGAAAAUUUUUCCAAAAUGAUAAACCUGAUAGUUUUUUUUUGCUGUUAUUUUCUCCUUUUAAUACUAAAUUAAAUCAUGAAAAUGUAAAUUACAUAAAUUUUAACUAUUAUAAUUUAAGAAUGAGAAGAUUUUUUCGUGAUUUAAUUCUUUCUGAAAACUUUUGGAUUUUUCUAUUCUUAAAUUUGAUAGGAAGUAUACCAUUUUAA